Molecule: messenger RNA, 249 nt
Organism: Paramecium primaurelia
Lineage: Eukaryota; Ciliophora; Oligohymenophorea; Peniculida; Parameciidae
Source: the annotation of a GenBank genome assembly
AUGAAUGCUGAUGUAAGUUCUAUUCAAUUGACUGAAAUAAGUCCUCCACUCACUUCCUAAAAACCUAGGAAGGAUGCUUUCAAUAAUCCUAUUUUAAAGGGCAACAGUUCCCAUAAAGUUAUUUUUAGAGAUCAAGCAAAUAAUGGUCCAUUAGUCUAAAUCCACAUUGUUGAAAAUUUUAAAGAAUAUAAUUUGGAAGAACCCCAAAUGAAUAAAAAAACUUAGAUUUGUAAUUGUGCAAUAAUUUGA